This is a messenger RNA of Hipposideros armiger (great roundleaf bat), 1857 nucleotides long. It is a transcript of the gene CFAP210, whose product is annotated as cilia and flagella associated protein 210. The coding region runs from base 106 to 1743 and encodes 545 amino acids. Gene Ontology annotation, cellular component: axonemal microtubule. The transcript has 9 exons. Lineage: Eukaryota; Metazoa; Chordata; Mammalia; Chiroptera; Hipposideridae. The record is from RefSeq and is a predicted model, not a curated record.
UAAGCAACUGCGCGUUGUCUGGCACACUCCGCUGGCUAGAGGCUGCGGCACUGUGCUUCGGCGUCUCCUUUGCAAGUCUGGAGCGCCAAGGGCACCUCGUUAGAGAUGCUGGUGCGGUUUGGAAGGCGCUGUGGACAGGAGAAAGAAAGCACUGAAAUAAAGAACUCUGAAGAUCAAGUACUCUAUCCACCUCUUCUACCUACUAAAGAAGAUCUCCGGCAGGUCACCAUAAUACCACACAAUGAGUGGGAAAGGAUUGUAGAUAGCCUUGAUGAUUUGACAAGAAAAGCUGCAUGCCUUCGUGCAGAAAGAAAGGCCAAGAAAGAAAUGCAUUUCAGAUCCCAAGAAGUGGCAAAACAUUGGACUAAUACAUACGCAGGGAUGAGACAACAGAAACUUGAAGCCAAAAAGAAGCGUGAUGAAGAAAUAGAGGCAGAAAGACAAAUCCUUGAUUUGGAAGAAGAAAUAUAUAAACAAGGGGAAAGAAAAAAGGCCAUUGAAUAUGCAAAGCAAUUUCAAUUUUAUCAGACAGAAAGAGUGAAAAACUUUCAUUCAGGACUACUUCUUACUAGAGUUAUGAAAGAACGUGAUGCACAGAUUGAAUCCCAAAAGAACAAAAUAAAAUCAGAUAAAAAAUGGGAGGAACAAUUGAAACUCAACAUUGAAAAAGCUUUUAAUGAAGAACAAGAAAAAGCAGAAAAACGACGCAGAGAUAGAGUGGCUCUUGCCAAUGAUCAUUUAAAACAAAUAAAGAAACAUGAAGAGGAAGAAGAAAGAAGGAGAAAACAGGAAGAAAAGGAUGCUGAGGAAAUAAAGAGACAGAAUUCAUUAUAUGAAAUAGAAAUGAGAAAAAAACUAGAAAAGAAAAAAGAAGAGAUAAAUGAAAACAGGAGACAUUUUUUUGAACAUAUGAAUGAUAAAAAUAUCAUCAAAGCUGUAGAACAGCAGCGGCAAGAGGAGGAAGAUGAAAAGAUGAGAAAAUUUAUCAAAGCAAAAAAGCGCAUUACACAAAUGAUGAAAGAAAAAGAAGCUGAAACACGCAGGGUAAUGGAGGAACAUAGAGAAAGAAUAAAUAACUUCCUAACUGGACUAAUGAAAGAGAAACUUGACAAUGAAGAUUUGAUUAUUGCUAGAGAUAUUGCAGAAGCAGAGGCUGAAUGGAAAAAAAGAGAACAAGAGAAAUAUGAAAAAAACAAAGCAGAAUUAAAAGCAAUUGCAGAACAUAGAGGCAUUGUGAUGAAAAAUAAAGAGGAAGAAGAAAGACAAAGAAAAAUAGAGGCUAAAGAACAAUUGCUGGCUGUCAUGAAAGCGGAUCAGUUUUUCAGGGAGCAUGAAAGGGAGAAAAAACGCAAAGCUGAUAAAGAACAUCGAGAUGUUCAAGAUGCCCAUAUUCGGCAAAUGGCCAAAAAUAAGUUUAAUGCAAAGCAAGCAAAACAAGCAGAAUUAGAGUAUUGGCGACAUACUGAAGCUCUUGUGGCUGAAAAGGAGAAAGAAUUUCAGGAUUAUGCCAGAGAAGUAAUUGAGCAGGAGUUUGAUUCAACAAAUAAAUAUAUUUAUCCUCUUGUAAAAGCUGCACAGGAAGGACCUGGAGGUGGUCGUGGACCAGUUUUUAUGGACAGAGGUGGAUUAAGACCCAGCUAUCAGGCACAUGAUGCUACUGGUGUCCAGCUCCCUUUCUGUAACUCCCAGGGGCCAAAGUGUAAUUUUCAAAAGUCUAAGGGAAGGCUAGGUUUUACGUGGUAGAAAAGGUUUAUUUUUAAGAUUGAGAGACUAAAGUUGUAGCUAAUGUUAUGAGCUACAAAUGUAAGUGAAUUAUAUGCUUAUAAUUUCUGUUAAUAAAACUGCUCAUCUAAGUAC